Salvia hispanica is the source of this 1089-nucleotide messenger RNA. Its product is annotated as protein RGF1 INDUCIBLE TRANSCRIPTION FACTOR 1-like. The record is from RefSeq and is a predicted model, not a curated record. NCBI's taxonomy places the organism in Eukaryota, Viridiplantae, Streptophyta, Magnoliopsida, Lamiales, Lamiaceae.
GCCUCCACUUGAAAGCUUUCUCGACUCCACUUUUCCAUUUUUUCUUCGCAUAUAGCAAUAACUUUCCUUUAGAAAACGCACGCACACACACAUUACACGCACACACCACCAUUUUCGAGCAAUACGAAUUUUCUCUUCUCCAGGAGAAAACUUCACAGCAAUUGCCUCAUAAAGACCGUGAAAGAAGGCAUUGAUUAAAGCUGGCGAUUGAAAACCAGGAAACCCCUGUUUUUGAAGUCAAGCCUAAAAACAGGAGAAUCAUGUUGUUUGUAAUUGAACAGGAAGAGAACCGAUGGCCGCCAUGGCUGAAGCCUCUGCUGAAGGAGCAGUUCUUCGUGCAAUGCAAAUUCCACGCGGAUUCGCACAAGAGCGAAUGCAAUAUGUACUGUUUGGAUUGUAUGAAUGGCGCUCUCUGCUCUCUCUGCUUGUCUCAUCACCACGACCAUCGCGCUAUUCAGAUAAGGAGGUCGUCGUACCACGAUGUGAUCAGAGUGAAUGAAAUUCAGAAGUACUUGGACAUAAGCUGUGUUCAGACAUACAUAAUCAACAGCGCUAAGGUUGUGUUCUUGAACGAGCGCCCUCAGCCCCGCCCCGGAAAAGGCGUCACCAACACCUGCCAAGUAUGCGAUCGCAGCCUCCUCGACUCCUUCCGCUUCUGCUCUCUCGGCUGCAAGAUUGUGGGGACAUCGAAGAGCUUCAUGAAGAUUGAGAGGCAUUCACCGGAGAAGAAGGGGGCCGUGUCGGAGUCGGAGGACUCGUACAGCAGCAGCCGGAAUACGAGCAGCUUCACCCCGUCUACGCCGCCGCGGACGGGGCUGAAUUUCCGGUCUGCAAAGCGGAGAAAGGGUAUUCCACAUAGAUCCCCAAUGGGAGGUCUCCUGUUAGAAAUAUAGUGUCUUAAAACAUAACCUUAUGAAUGAAGCCCAAGGGUGUAGCUCUGUUUGUGUUUACUCAACUUCUCUACCACAUUGUACAUACAACCCACUAUUGUAUAGAAAUGUGAAAUAUAGACUAGACUAGAAACAAAAAAAUAAGACAAUGUGUAAAGUUCAGUGUGGAACUUGGAAAUAUAAGCCUAUACUUUGUGUA